Messenger RNA from Andrographis paniculata, 1129 nucleotides. Its product is annotated as ras-related protein RABD2a. The transcript has 8 exons. Gene Ontology annotation, molecular function: GTP binding; GTPase activity. The record is from RefSeq and is a predicted model, not a curated record. The coding region runs from base 176 to 784 and encodes 202 amino acids. Lineage: Eukaryota; Viridiplantae; Streptophyta; Magnoliopsida; Lamiales; Acanthaceae.
CCAUUAUUUCAUCUCCCGAUUGUAUUUAUAUUUCUCGUUGAUUUCUCACGCCAAACCUCCAAACUCCGAUCCGGUCAACCCCUCCGGCGUUGUUCCUUCUUGCGAGCGUCCGUCGUCCUUCGGAAGGAGAGUAUCCCCGCCCCGCCCUCAGUUCGUCGAAUCACUGCCUGCAAUCAUGAAUCCGGAAUAUGACUACUUGUUCAAGCUGCUUCUGAUUGGAGAUUCGGGUGUUGGCAAGUCAUGUCUUCUUCUCAGAUUUGCUGAUGAUUCAUACAUAGAUAGUUACAUCAGCACAAUUGGUGUUGACUUUAAAAUUCGAACUGUGGAACAGGAUGGAAAAACUAUAAAGCUUCAGAUUUGGGACACUGCAGGACAAGAACGUUUCAGGACCAUAACUAGCAGUUACUACCGUGGCGCACAUGGCAUUAUAAUCGUAUAUGAUGUAACCGAUCAAGAGAGCUUCAACAAUGUGAAGCAAUGGUUAAAUGAAAUUGAUCGUUAUGCGAGCGAAAGCGUGAACAAGCUUCUAGUGGGAAACAAGAGUGAUCUUGCUGAGAAUAGAGCUGUGCCAUAUGAAACCGCAAAGGCAUUUGCUGAUGAAAUUGGCAUUCCUUUCAUGGAGACCAGUGCGAAAAAUGCCACAAACGUCGAACAGGCUUUCAUGGCCAUGUCAGCUGAUAUUAAGAAAAGAAUGGCUAGUCAGCCUGCUUCAAGUAAUGCGAAGCCACCAACUGUGCAGAUUCGCGGACAACCUGUUGCCCAGAAGAGUGGCUGCUGCUCUUAGCUGUCGACUGCCAUCAGUUCUGUGAGUUAAGGUGUCUUCUCUUCCACCAUACACACACUCUGGUGAAGCAUUCUACGUCAACGUCUUUUUUAUAUUAGCCCAAUUCUUUCUACUACAUUUGAUCCUCUCUUCUAAGUUUGGUGUACAAAUUACAACAGACUGACUGCUUAUCCAAGUAGUGUUUGGUUGUUAUUUUGCCUUUUAUCUUCUGUGUUCCUUAGUGCUUGUCAAAAAAAAAAAAGAAAGAAAAGGAAAACGUUACACAUUUUGUGGAAAAAGGGAAUCAUGUCGUGUGCUUUGUUUAAAUUGGUAUAUUUUUGGAAUAAAUUGGUUUACUUUUGAUUC